AUGGAACUGCCACCGUCGGGGCCACAGCGGCGGCCUGGUAGCUUCCAGAACAUCCUGCGUCGAGGAGGAUCUGCUUCGCAUAACAAAGCCGACACGGACGAUGAUGACAUCCAAUACGAGCUGCGGGCGCCAGUGCGUCGCCCAUCCCUCUCCCACGGCAUCUCGGCCGCCAGAAGCAUCCCACGCUUCUCCAGCCCACAUCACCACCAACGCCACAGCCACAGACAGGGCGGAAGCGACAGUGACGCCAAUGACAACGGCGAUGGUGACGAUGACGACUACGAAGACGAGGAUGAGGACGAUGUUGGCGUUGGCGUUGGCGCUGGUGAGGGCAGGGCCCACCGCAACCAGCUGGCAGACGCCGACGAUGAGGAUGAGGGCGACGAGGACGAAGAGGACGCUGACAUGGCGAGCGACGAAGAUGACAUGACCAGCAGCGCUGAAAAGGCCAUGCGCCGGCUUCACGGCCACGUCGGCACCACAGUCAUGGAGUCGACCACUACACCAAGCAUCCGCAUCCUCAGCGACAGCCGCACACAAACCUUGCAGCGAGGCACGUCCCCGUUUCAUCUGCACCCCGACGCACCGCUGGAACAGCAGGCCCAGCACUUCCAGCAGCAGCAGCAGCAGCAGAACCAACAAGAGCAGCAGCACUUUGCAGCGCCCGAACACAGCGACGGACGACAACUUACCCCACCAAACCAACCCAACCUGCUAGCACCGCCCAGCGUCUUCGACGAUGGCCUGGACGGCGAAUCCGAAACGGACCCAGCCGACGCCCUCCCUGUCCCAAGUGAAAGCGUGGCCGCUGAUGACGGCACCGUCAUCCCCGGCAGCGUACAGCCCGCACCCUCACCACCCCAUACACCCCAGCUCCAGCGCCAGGCGCGACGCACCCAGCACCUGGGCAGCUCAACCUCCUCCACACGGCCCCUCCUGCUGCACACCGCAUCAUCGCCCUCGUCCUCGUCGCUCCAGGCAUCCCCGAUGGCCCACUUUCGGUCCAACAGCGACAGCAUCAACAACGACGACGACAACGGAAGCAACAGCAGCACGCCUCGUGUUAGCACCCCGAGUCGCGUGCGCACAGCGAGUGGGCGGCGGCCUGCACGCGCACGCACGCGCGGCCUGUCGUUCCGCAAUUCCAGGUUCGGGCGGUUUCUCUUCCGCAGCAGCACCAUCGACAGUGACUCCAUGCCCAUGACAGACCCGCGCCUCCCGCACCCACACCUGCACCCACACCACCUGCAGACGCUGUCCAAGUCCGGCCCAACGCACCUCAGCACCGCGUCCAUCCAGACAAUCGACCUGGACCCCGCAGCAUCGCGCCUGCCGCCGCAACAGCAGGAGCACCUUGUCGUGAUAGACCAUGAGGACGGCUCACAAACCCGCCACCGCCACGCCGUUCCCGGCGCCGCUGCUGCAGCGGGCCACCGUGGCCGACGCAAGACCCGCACCCUUAGCAGGCUUUCGUCCGUGUUUGGCGGGUGGAGGUGGGGCUCGCGCUCGGCGCAGCCGCCAGGCAUGCCUCCCGGUGACAGCGGCGGCAGUAACGCGGGCGGCGGAAAGGGUGGCGAUGGUGAUGGUGGUGGUGGUGGUGGCAAGACGGAGAGCGAGCUGACAAAGGCAGAGAUUGACCGCUUCUUCGCUGCACACUAUCGCAUCAUCGAUGCCGCACACGGGCGCGACAAGCACGGCAUCCUGUUUGCAAAGGCCAGGGGCCGCAUCCCUGAGCUCUUCUUCAACGUCCGAAACUCCAGGGCCUACGGCUACCUGUUUGUGUUCAUGGUGCUGCUGCACAUCAUCAGCGCGUACUUCGAGGACUUUCGUCGCACGGGCUAUUGGGUGCCACCCGCGAUUGCCGUGCUCUUCUACAUUGCCGACAGCGCGAUGAAGAUGGCGUACAUGACGCCGCGCGAUUACGUCACCAAGCGCUGGAACCAGAUCCACGUCAUCUGCACCCUCCUCUUCUGCAUCGACUUUGGGCUCAUGCUGGCGGGGCACGUGCAGCCGUUUCGGUUGCUCCGGCCCUGGAUCUACCUCAGCAAGGACAAGGAGUUGCGUCGCUUCUUCCAGGCGCUGGUGGCCAUCCGCACCACGCUCGCCCUCCUCUUCCUCUACUUCUUCCUCUACGUCUUCUUCUUUGCCGCCAUUGGUGUGCAUCUGUUUGACGAGGCAUACAAGACCACGUGCGCGCAGGCAAACAUCGACGUCUCCGGCGCCUUUGACAACGUCCUCAUCGCCUUUGUGCACAUGCUAACGCUCAGCACGACAGAGAACUACCCCAACAUCAUGCUGCCCGUGUUUUACGAGCGGUGGUCCGGGUUCAUCUUCUUCGGACUCUUUGUCCUCCUCGCCCUCUUCUACGUGCUGCCCAUGGCGCUUGCGCUGGUCAACGACUCGUUCUGGCGCGCACAGGGCCUGCAGUGGAAGAAGGACCGCAAGAAGGAGCGCAAGACCCUCAUCAAGGCUUUUAACAUGCUUGACGUGCAUAGCGUGGGCUGGCUCUCCCUCGACCAGUGGUGCACGUUCCAGGGCAUUGUGCGGCCCAAGCUGCCCCGCUCGGCGCACCAGCUCACCUACAAGCUGGCCUGCGCCGGCAAGCCCGUGCUGGACUGGGAAAACUUCCUGGAGAUCACCAACGUGCUCAAGGCCAAGCUCAAGGCGCGCCGCAGCGAGUUGCGGCCCAUCUCCGACAAGUGGAAGCCGCUGCAGCAGCGCGUGUAUGCGCUCGUGCGCUCGGACACAUGGAACGCGUUCAUCUGCUCGCUGGCCGUUGUGCACUGGAUCACCUUCUGCCUCAAGUGGGAGGGGCGACCUGGGUGGGUGCCGGAGAUUGUCGGCUCUGUGCAGACCUUCAACGUCGUGUGCUUCAUUGUGGAGAUUGCGCUCAAGGUUUUUGCGCACGGCUGGAGGUUUGAACGUGACGCGGCCGUGUUCAAGAUCCCCGUACACUUUCUCGAGUACAUCUUUGUGCUGGGGAGCACGGUUGCUGUUGCGCUGUUCUGGGCUGGCCAGUGCGGCGAUGGCAUAUGCGCCAUCCUGGGCGGUGGCGGCCAAAUCCUCCGCCUGACCUAUCGCUUCAAGAGUAACCUGUCCUUCCUGCAGAUUGUGGAUGGCAUCCUGGAAAUUUCCUUCAAGGUCAUCUCCAUCAUCGCCUUUGUUGUGUUCUCCUACGCCGUGUUGAGCUACGAGAUUUACCGCGAUGUGCCCGCGUUUGAGCCGUACUACUGCGCGCGCAACUUUGACGAGAACCACUGCGUGCUUGAGCCCUCUGGCGAUAUUGUCGACCCGUCUGGCAACUCAACGACGGCCAUUGAGGGCAACUUCGACUCGCUCGCGUGCAGCUCAUUUGUCAUGUUUCAGCUCUUCACCACGUCGGACUGGCACACGCUCAUGUUCACUGUCGCUGAAUACCGCACGCCCUGGGACUCGCUCUUCUUCAUCUCCCUGUUCCUGCUGCUGCAAGUUGUGCUGAUGUCGCUGAUGGUCGGUACCUCCAUCGAGGCGUUCUUCCUCAUUCGCGAGAACAGAACAAAGGCCAACAAGAACAAGAACAAGCAGGGCAGCCAGGGCGCGGAUGGUGGUGGCGGCGGCGGCGGCACGAACGGAGUCACGCCACCACCACUUGCGCUCUAUCCAUCAUUGCGGCACCAUUUUUCAAAGGAACCCCAAGGGCAUUUCCAGGAUCAGGUGGCGCAACGACGACGAAAGCUCGAGCAACGCAAAAUGGAAAAGAAGAAGAAGCGCAAGGAAAAGCGGAGCGGCAAGCUGCCGUCACGCUGUGUUGCCAUUGUCAAUGAGAAGAUGCACAAGGCAGGCGACCUUCCUCUUGUCAAGGGUGACGUGAUUGACAUUCUGGAUCAGAAGGAUGGCCGAUACAAAGGAAAAUGUCGCGGGCGUGCUGGCUGGUUUGACGCCAAGUGUGCGCUUGUUGUUCUUGACGAAGACAUGAUGCACGCGCUGGAGCAAAACUCCGACGUCAAGUAUGAGUUCCAGCAGCAGAAGUCACACGUUGCGCAGACAACUGAUGACUUCCUCAUCAUGAACUCGGGCGUGUCAAGGCGAGACAUGGUGUCCGACAAAAUCACGAACAUGAACGCUGAUGAGUUGAUUGAGCUCAACAGUCUGGCAAAGGCCAACCUCUUUGCCCGCGGCUUCAACAAGAUGAAAACGCCCCUGCGCCGCAACAAGGUUGGCCCGAACAGCGCAAACCCGAACGACAGCAGCGGCGGCGGCGGUGUUGGUGGCGGGUCACUGCCUCCAUCACACAGGCGGCAUGAUUCAACGUCCAGCGCUGCCGCUGGUGACGGUAAUGAACACAACAACAACUUCAAGAAGAAGCGACGGUCCUCUCCAGCAAAGAUUCACUUUAGCCAGGAGCCUCCAAAGGCUGGGUCCAUAUCCAUCAACUCAAAGGCGAAGGAGCUUGCUGCCAGCUUCAGGCGCCGCUCCAUUCAGCACCAGCAGACCCUCCAGCCGUUUGUGGAGGUGGAGGAGGACGAAGCAGAUGCAGCUGCUGCCGCCAACCACGCCCCAGCCCCAGCCACAGCCACAACGACGACCACCGCCAACAACAACACCAACAACAACACCAACAACAACAGCAGCAGCACUAAGAGUGACGACACUCCAACGAUCAUGAGUGGAUCCUCCAUUUCCAGCACGACGUCCAGCGGCACCAAGAGGUCCUCUGGCCUGCAUGCUCUCCGCGACAUAACGCGCGAGCGGCACACACCAUCGCCGCGCGGCCGCCUCUCUCCGCCCAUUCGCUCGACCUCCACGCCUACAGACAGUGACUCAGAGACCGUCCAUGAGGAGCGCAAGGCUGCGUUAACGCGUGCUGCCAAGUUGGCAGUGCAGGCGAUGGAGGCCAUGCCGCAGAAGUCGGCAAUGAAGACAUCUGCGCCAUCGACCAUCACAGACCCAGACGAGCUCACAAACACGUCCCGGUCAAGCAGGAAGAAGGUGCUGUUUGCUGCCAGUGUCAAGCAGCAAGACGGAUCACGCAAGGAUUUGGAAAUUGCACAACAGAAAGAGAAAGCAAGACAAGAGGGCAAGCCACCAGACUGGAUCCAGUCGUUCCUUCAGAAGAAGAAAGUGAAGGUGGUUGAGGGAAGCCUUUCACCACGACCAGAAGAACAGCAGGGCGAGAGGAGCGACGCUGGCGACCGUGCUGCUGCUGCUGAUGAUGAUGAUGAGGACGACGAGGUUAUGCGCGCCGUUGCAAACAGGCGUGCGUCGUUGGCGGAGCGACCGGGGACACCGCACACGCGUUCCCCAACAAGCUCGCUCAGGGAGAAGCCAGGCCCAAGUAACAGUAACAACAAGCCAACAGCAAUCGCAACAACGGCUGGUGGUAUGCGGGCACGGUCCCCACCACCCAUGACAGACAAACCUCCACCGUACGACACGCUUGCCUCGCCAUCAUCCACCAUCACCUCCACCAUCACCUCCACGACUGGUGGAGCAGCAAUGCAGCAGAGGGGGCAGCAGACAGGGCUGUCAACAUCAGCCACGUCGCUCAUGUCAACGCUCUCCUCGUCAUCGACGGGCGAGAGCGACAGUGCACGUGCGCGGCGACAGAAGAAGUUGGAGGAACAGAAGCGAAAAAGGAAAGCGCGCAACGCCAAGCAGCGACAGCAAGGGCAGUCGCCGCAACCCUCGCUGGACGGCAGCAACAGCAGCAGCACGACUGCUGAUGCAAGCACGGCCAACCAAGGGGGCGGUGAGCACCGCAGCGGAAGUGGCAGUGGUGAUGGCAACAGCGCACAUGCAACUCCCUCUUCGCCAGCGGCGACAACAUCCCCGUCACCGCAAAUUCAGCUGAACACGCGCGAGCAAGCGAUGCAGCAGUUUCGAGCGGCGAUGGCUGAGAAGCAGCGGUUCGUGAAACAGGCAGAAGGGGCGAAGAGCGACACCAGGGACAGUGACAACGACGCUGACGGCGACCAAUCGUCGUCCUCGAACCACCUGGCUGUGCCCGAAUCGCAUGCUGGCACUCGCAGGAGCGGCAGCGAGGACGAUGAUGACGAUGAUGGCGAAGGAAGCACGGGCGGUUUUGACGUGAUGGCCCAGCUCAACUUGAUCAACUCCCAGCUGGGUUGAUGUGUGUGUAUUGUGUUGCGCGUGUAUAUGUGCGUGUAUGUAUGUGUGUGUGUGUGUGCGUGUGUGUGUGUGUGUGUGUGUGUGUGUGUGUGUGUGUGUGUGUGUGUGUGUGUGUGUGUUGCUGAGCUUGUUGUUGGAGGCUGCUUGGAUAGCAACCAGGUGGUGGUGUCUGAGACCACUCCAGUUGGUGAAUGUGUGCGUUGUGUUCGAGCGAUUUUGUACAUAUGUGUGUGUUUGUUUACCAAGGCAAGGUUUGUGUGCCAUCUGCCUUGGUCUUGUGCAUUGUUUGGUUCAGUUCAGACAGUUUGCGAUUGAGGGCUUGCUUGCAUGUGUAUGUGCAGCACCCCCUUGAUCCGUGUUGCUUUGUUUGGAGGGAGAUGGGGUGCAAGGGUGUAUCACCAGAUUGACUCUCAUGUCACAGAGUAAAUGACUGCUUUCCUC
Molecule: messenger RNA, 6549 nt
Organism: Salpingoeca rosetta
Lineage: Eukaryota; Choanoflagellata; Craspedida; Salpingoecidae
Exons: 13
Coding region: 1-6108 (2035 amino acids)
Biological process (GO): monoatomic ion transport; transmembrane transport
Cellular component (GO): membrane
Molecular function (GO): monoatomic ion channel activity; protein binding
Source: RefSeq, a predicted model, not a curated record